AUGCAGCCUACAGCCGUUUCUGCUUCGGCAAGGCGACAUGUGCUUCUGCAUCUUCUCACUAGCUGCCCGCGAACGUUUUUACGGCAUUAUCACGCUGGGAAUAGGUUCCCAAAACCAUCUCCUAUAUUGUCGCCGCACCGUGCCACAGGGAAAUAUAGCCAAUUGGCAGACCCUGUUAUAGCGCGCAUGAUAUCUUCCACGAAUUCCUUACCAGCAAAGCCUUCACCCAAGUCCCCCAUCCCGCCAGCCUCGGCCCCAAGACUCACACACCUCACUCCUUCCGGCAGCGCCCACAUGGUGGACAUUUCCGCAAAAGACCCCACAUCCCGCUCAGCAACAGCCGUCUGCUCGCUAUACUUUAGCAAUGCAACGGCGGCGCAGUUGAUCGCGGCGAACCAGAUGAAGAAGGGCGAUGUGUUGAGCGUCGCUCGGAUUGCGGGGAUUAUGGGUGCGAAGCGUACUUCUGAUCUGGUUCCGCUGUGCCACCCACUAUUCAUUACACGUGUGCAGCUGGACCUUGAUCUUGUGCCGGCGGAAGGUUUUGCUGAUGAUGGUGUCGGUCAGGGCGACUAUGGGCGCAUUGAUAUCAAGGCAAUUGUAGACUGCGAAGGGAAGACGGGGGUGGAAAUGGAAGCACUUACCGCAGCGUCGGUGGCCUCGUUGACAGUUUACGAUAUGUGUAAGGCUGUUGAUAAAGGGAUGAGGGUUGAAGGGUUGAGAGUGGUGAGAAAAGAAGGCGGCAAGAGUGGGACAUGGGUGGAAGGGAAGGGGGUUUAA
Pseudogymnoascus destructans is the source of this 777-nucleotide messenger RNA. RefSeq lists its product as uncharacterized. Bases 1 to 777 code for a protein of 258 amino acids. Gene Ontology annotation, biological process: Mo-molybdopterin cofactor biosynthetic process. Lineage: Eukaryota; Fungi; Ascomycota; Leotiomycetes; Thelebolales; Thelebolaceae. The record is from RefSeq and is a predicted model, not a curated record. The transcript has a single exon.